Molecule: messenger RNA, 1085 nt
Organism: Sorex araneus (European shrew)
Lineage: Eukaryota; Metazoa; Chordata; Mammalia; Eulipotyphla; Soricidae
Gene: CACYBP
Product: calcyclin binding protein
Exons: 6
Coding region: 138-830 (230 amino acids)
Biological process (GO): heart development
Cellular component (GO): nucleus
Molecular function (GO): S100 protein binding; ubiquitin protein ligase binding; tubulin binding
Source: RefSeq, a predicted model, not a curated record
CCGGGCGGGGCCGCGCGGCGCGGGGGGCGGGGCCGCGGCGGGCUCGCGAAGGUUCCAGACGCCCCGCGUGCGCGCUCGGCCGCCUCGCUCCGCGCCGGCUGCGGCGCCGCCCGUCCCGUCCCUGGCGCGGCCCGGCCAUGGCGUCCGUCGUGGAGGAGCUGCAGAAAGACCUGGAAGAGGUGAAGGCACUGCUGGGGAAGACGUCCCGGAAGAGAGUCCGCGAUGCCCUGACCGCGGAGAAGUCCAAGCUGGAGACAGAGAUCAAGAACAAGACGCAGCUGCAGGCGCAGAAGAAGACGGAUGUUGUCAACAGUGAGAAGCCCGCGGCUCUGGUGGCGCCCGUGACCACGGGCUACACGGUGAAGAUCAGCAAUUACGGAUGGGACCAGUCUGACAAGUUCGUGAAGAUCUACAUCACCUUGGCGGGGGUGCACCAGGUGCCCCCCGAGAGCGUGCAGGUGCGCUUCACGGACAGGUCAUUCGACCUCCUGGUCAAGAACCUAAACGGGAAGAACCACUCGAUGGUCGUGAACAACCUCCUGAAGCCCAUCUCCAUGGAGGGCAGCUCCAAAAAGGUCAAGACCGACACCAUCCUGAUCCUGUGUAGGAAGAAAGCCGAGAACACGCGGUGGGAGUACCUCACUCAGGUCGAGAAGGACUGCAAAGAGAAAGAAAAGCCCUCCUAUGACACCGAGACAGACCCAAGCGAGGGGCUCAUGAAUGUUCUGAAGAAAAUUUAUGAAGACGGAGAUGACGACAUGAAGCGAACCAUCAAUAAGGCCUGGGUGGAGUCGAGAGAGAAGCAGGCCAAAGGGGACACGGAGUUUUGAGGCUUCGAGUCCAAGCUUGGUGACUGACGCCGAGGUAUCCGUGUGUUGGGUGAGAUGUUGCGGAGCUGAACCAUAUACUCGCCAGCGGUUCCCGCCUGUUCUUCCUUUCCUACUCAAGAGUUUAUUUAAAUAAUAAGCUUAUUGAACACGUCCUCCAAAGAUGGUUUCCAUAGUACCCAGUUUUGUUCAAGAAAGGGUAAUACUGCAUUCUCGUGGGAAAUGUAAAUAAACAAGUCUUACCUAACGGAAAGGCCA